This is a messenger RNA of Aspergillus melleus, 4041 nucleotides long. Its product is annotated as ABC transporter ATP-binding protein. The record is from RefSeq and is a predicted model, not a curated record. The coding region runs from base 1 to 3909 and encodes 1302 amino acids. Gene Ontology annotation, molecular function: ABC-type transporter activity; ATP hydrolysis activity; ATP binding. Gene Ontology annotation, cellular component: membrane. Gene Ontology annotation, biological process: transmembrane transport. The transcript is spliced from 11 exons. Lineage: Eukaryota; Fungi; Ascomycota; Eurotiomycetes; Eurotiales; Aspergillaceae.
AUGACCAAUUCUGCACAGGCUGAGCCUCUCAAGUGCUCAAGCGAUAACAAUGGAGUUCCUGGGGAAGCGUCGGCAUCGAUUACUCUCGAUGGGCAAAGUACCAAUCCUACAGACUCGGAUCAGGCUGAAGACCGUCACGAUGAAGCCGAGAAACAAAAUGAAUCGCCUCAGCAAUCGGUCUCAUUAGCCAACUACUUUAGGAUUCUGUCUUAUACCAACAGAAGAGACCGCAUCGUACUGGCUGUGGGAGUCCUCAGCUCAAUCGGUUCGGGAGUGCCUCUACCUAUAAUGAAUAUUGUAUUCGGUGGUCUGGUGGGGGAAUUCACGGAAUAUUUCACGCCGGGGAGCUCGGUAUCGGAGAGCGAUUUCAAGUCCCAGGUGAGCCAGCUGAGCUUGUAUAUUGUAUACCUGUUCAUCGCCAAAUUUGGUCUCACGUAUUUCGCGAUGCUCUGUUUCCGUAUCACGGGCCUUCGCGUAUCGGCUUCGCUACGUCUAGAAUACAUGGAGUCCCUCUUCUCCCAACCGAUUAGCAAAGUCGAUCAACUGUCCGUAGGAAGCGUCACGAACACCAUAACCACGCUGUCCAACAGCAUCCAACAGAGUGUCGCCGACAAGCUAGCCAUUCUCAUCCAGUCGCUCACCCUACUGCUUACAGCCUACAUCAUCGCGUUUACCUACUCGUGGGCUCUAACUCUCGUCACCAGUGCAUCACUUCUAUUUAUCUUAAUCGCACUCAGUCUAAACCUUCCGCUCAUCACGAAAACCCAACAACAGGUUGACAAAGCGGACGAGAAACACUCGUCGAUCUCCGGAGAAGUGCUAAGUUCUAUCCGAACGGUCUGUUCGCUGGGUGCGGAGGGCCCCUUGUCGGCCAAAUAUGGUGCCUGGGUGCGGGAGUCACGCCUUUGCGGCCAACGCAUGGCUGUCUUUCUGGGUAUUAACUUGACGUGUAUCUUUUUCGCCAUGUACUGCAGCUACUCCUUGGCUUUUUGGUUUGGGUUGAAACUGUUCCGCGAGGGGCAUAUCUCGAAAAUUAACACCGUGAUCAUCGUCUUCUUCUCGAUCAUGCUCGUGGUCAGCAUUCUCGGAUCGAUCGCAUCGCCGCUAAUGAUCAUCACUAAGGCCGUUAGCGCAUCCGCCUCUUUUUUCGAAAUCAUGGACGCCCAGAAAGUAGACACUUCGGGUCUCCGUGAACCCGAGGUCUCGGCUCAGGUGGAUAUUGUUUUUCGAGAUGCACAUUUCUCGUACCCCACGCGGUCUGAAGUCCCAGUCCUUAAGGGCCUGAACACUCGUUUCGAACAGGGCAAGACGACGGCGUUGGUUGGACCGUCAGGGUCGGGAAAGAGUACGAUUGUCGCGUUGGUCGAACGGUGGUACCAAUUAGAUUCGGAUGACGAGCAACAAGGAUCUAUUCUCGUCGGUGAUCAUAAUAUUAACAGUCUAGACUUGAAGUGGUGGCGUUCGCAAAUCGGCCUCGUGCAGCAGGAACCUUUCCUUUUUAAUAACAGCAUUUUCGAUAAUGUCGCCUUCGGUCUUAUCGGUACGAAAUGGGAGCACGAGUCGAUUGAAGUAAAAAAGCAGCUUGUCGAAGAGGCGUGUCGGGAGGCAUUUGCCGAGGAAUUCAUCCUUCGUCUGCCAGAGGGUUAUGACACGGAAGUUGGGGAGAGCGGCAUCAAACUUAGUGGCGGUCAGCGCCAGCGAUUAGCGAUCGCGCGAAGCAUCAUCAAACAACCCGCAAUUUUGAUCCUAGACGAGGCAACGAGCGCGAUCGACGUGCGUGGCGAAAGAAUCGUCCAAGCUGCUCUCGAGAGGGUAUCCCAGAACCGAACGACCAUCGUCAUCGCUCAUAGACUCUCCACCGUCCAACAGGCCGAUCACAUCGUGGUCAUGAAGGCCGGUGUCAGUGUUGAACAAGGCACUCACGACGAGCUUCUGACCAUUGAAAACGGCGUGUACAGCGGUCUUGUGAACGCGCAGCAACUCGAACUCGCAACGGAGGCGGAUACCGACUCGACGGAAAGCUUGCACGAGUUGAAAGAAGAAGCCACCGCUAGAACCUUGUCCGUGCAUGAAGAUGAGCGCAAAGGGGUCAACGCAGACGAGACAAAGUCCAAGGGUUUCUUUGGGACAAUUGGUUUGAUGCUUUAUGAACAGCGUACUCUCUGGCCAUAUUACAUCCUGACUUUGAUCGCCUGCAUGGGGGCUGGAGGUGCAUAUGCUCUCCAAAGCUGGCUCUUUGCUAAAUUACUCGAGGUGUUUCAGUUCAGGGGCCAGAAACUGGCCGAUGCUGCUAACUUUUGGGCCUUGAUGUUUUUCAUUCUCGCUCUUGCCAUUGGCGUUUUCUACUUCUUCCUGGGUUUUGCUUCUCAUAUGUGCUCCAUGAAAGUUUGCGCCACCUACCGCAUGGAGUAUUUCCAGAACACACUACAAAAGCCGAUGUCGUUCUAUGACUUGGAUGAGAACGCUUCUGGAUCUCUCAUGGGCAGAUUAACCACCGACCCUAAGCAGCUGCAAGAAAUUAUCGGCAUGAACGGCGCCCUGCCCGUGGUUUCUAUCUUCAACAUUCUCGGUUGCGUUGCCAUUGCUUUCUCAUUUGGUUGGAAGCUGAGUCUCGUGGCGGUUUUUGCCGCCUUGCCGGUCAUCUUCUUCGCUGCGUAUAUGCGCAUUCGGUUUGAGGUGCAGUUUGAGGCGAUGAAUGCGAAGGUUUAUAACGGUAGCUCGCAGUUUGCAGCGGAGGCUAUCGGAGCAUUCCGAACCGUCUCGUCGUUGACGAUGGAAGAUACUAUUCUCGGUCGGUACGCAGAUCUUCUGCGAGAUCAGCAGAAAAAGGCUUUUAAUAAGGCUUGGUAUGCGACGUUGGUUUUUGCUUUCUCGGAUAGUAUUGAGCUUUGUGCGAUGGCGCUGACGUUCUGGUACGGAGGCCAGCUUCUUGCGUCCAGAGAAUACGAGCCAACCACCUUCUUCGUCAUCUACAUGGGUAUCGUCCAGAGCGGUCAACAAGCCGGUCAAUUCUUCAGUUACGGGUCGAAUUACGCACAUGGCAUCGCAUCCGCAAAUCGUAUCUUGAAAUCUCGCCUGGGCAUUCAAUCGCAGGACCAUUCUACCGAUGAAAAACAAAGCGAGGGUUUGAACAACGAUGUCGGAGCGAGCAUAGAGCUGCGCAACGUCGCAUUCAAGUACCCCACGCGCGAUACCCCUCUCUUCACCGGCUUGAACGUCGACAUCAAAAGCGGCCAAUUUGUCGCCUUCGUAGGCCCAUCUGGCUGCGGCAAAACGUCCGUCAUCUCCCUCUUAGAGAGAUUCUACGAUCCUAUCCGAGGUUCCAUCCUCAUGAACGGCCACGAUAUCUCAUCCAUCGACCUAGCAUCCUACCGCCACGCACUCUCCCUCGUGGCACAAGAGCCUAAGCUCUUCGAAGGCAGUAUCCGCGAGAACAUCACCCUCGGCCUCAAGGACGACGACUUCACCGAUGACGAAAUCAUCCAGGUCUGCAAAGACGCUGAAAUCCACGACUUCAUCACCUCCCUUCCACAAAGCUACUCCACGGACCUCGGCGUCAAGGCGCAAGCAUCGAUGAGUGGUGGCCAACGUCAGCGGCUCUGCAUCGCGCGCGCGUUACUGCGUAAACCAACUCUUCUGCUUCUAGAUGAGGCGACGUCGAGUUUGGACUCGCAGUCCGAGAAGACCGUGCAGGCCGCUAUUGAGAAUCUGGCGGGGAAGAAGAAUAUGACGAUUGUGGCUGUUGCGCACCGGCUUGCGACGAUCCAAAAGGCGGACACGAUCUUUGUCUUUGGGGAGGGGCAACCGGGGAGGGGUUCUGGGGUUGUUGAGUAUGGUACUCAUCAGGAGUUGCUGAGGAGGAGGGGGACUUAUUGGCAGAUGUGUCAGGAACAAGCGUUGGAUCGAUAGAUUAUACCAAUGAUCACCACAACGGUUUAAUAUUCUUAAUUAAUAUGGUUGUAUAUCCCUUAAAAGCUCUGCAUACACACCAUGGCGUGUUAGAAAUGAUAUUAUUCGAAUGGAAAGCUCCAAAUACCUUCA